CGGGCUGCGCCUGUCAACCCCGGCGCUCACUCCCUGCGAAGGCCGAGCCGGCGCCAUGGCGGUUCUGCUGGAGACCACUCUGGGCGACGUCGUCAUCGACUUGUACACCGAGGAGCGGCCGCGCGCUUGCUUGAAUUUCCUGAAGUUAUGCAAAAUAAAGUAUUACAAUUAUUGCCUUAUUCACAAUGUACAGAGGGAUUUUAUCAUACAAACUGGUGAUCCUACAGGGACUGGCCGUGGAGGAGAGUCUGUUUUUGGUCAGCUGUAUGGCGAUCAAGCAAGGUUUUUCGAUGUGGAAAAAGUGCCAAGAAUUAAGCACAAGAAGAAAGGCACCGUGUCCAUGGUGAACAAUGGCAGUGAUCAGCAUGGAUCUCAGUUUCUUAUUACCACAGGAGAUAAUCUAGAUUACCUUGAUGGUGUUCAUACAGUGUUUGGUGAGGUGACAGAAGGCAUGGACAUAAUUAAGAAAAUCAACGAGACCUUUGUUGACAAGGAUUUUGUACCAUAUCAAGAUAUCAGGAUUAAUCAUACAGUGAUUUUAGAUGAUCCAUUUGAUGACCCUCCGGAUUUAUUAAUUCCUGAUCGGUCACCAGAACCUACUAGGGAACAACUGGAUAGUGGUCGAAUAGGAGCAGAUGAAGAAAUUGAUGAUUUCAAAGGAAGAUCAGCCGAAGAAAUUGAAGAGAUAAAGGCAGAGAAAGAGGCCAAAACUCAAGCUAUUCUAUUAGAAAUGGUGGGAGACCUACCUGAUGCAGAUAUUAAACCUCCAGAAAAUGUGCUGUUUGUGUGUAAAUUGAAUCCAGUGACCACAGAUGAAGAUCUAGAGAUAAUAUUCUCAAGAUUUGGGCCAAUAAGAAGUUGUGAAGUUAUUCGAGACUGGAAGACAGGAGAAUCCCUGUGUUAUGCUUUUAUUGAAUUUGAAAAGGAAGAAGAUUGUGAGAAAGCAUUCUUCAAAAUGGACAAUGUCCUUAUAGAUGACAGAAGAAUACAUGUGGAUUUUAGCCAGUCUGUUGCAAAGGUUAAAUGGAAAGGAAAAGGUGGAAAAUAUACCAAGAGUGAUUUCAAGGAGUAUGAAAAGGAACAAGCUAAACCGUCUAAUUUGGUCCUGAAAGACAAAGUGAAGCCCAAACAGGAUGCAAAAUAUGACCUUAUCCUGGAUGAGCAGGCGGAAGACUCAAAAUCAAGUCACUCGCAUGCCAGUAAAAAACACAAGAAGAAAACUCGUCACUGCUCUGAAGAAAGAGAAGAAGAGGACUACCUGCCAGUCAAAAAUACUAAUCAGGACAUCUACAGAGAAAUGGGGUUUGGUCACUAUGAAGAAGAGGAAAGCUGUCGGGAAAAACAAAAGAGCGAAAAGAAAGACCGACCUCAAAACCGAAGUCGCAGCCGAUCUCGAGAAAGGGACAGCCACUACAGUGAUCGUCACAAAUCCAAGUACCAGACAGACCCCCAUGGAAGAGAAAGGAGUAAAAAGAGAGACCGAAGCAGGAGUCCCAAGAAAUCCAAAGAUAAAGAAAGAUCUAAGUACAGAUGAGAAUGAAAAAUCAUACAGGAGUGGCUAAAAUAUUUACUUAUCUAACUUGGAGUGAUAGAUGUUCAGAAUUUGUGUCAAAGCAGUUAAAGACUCUGCUUGGUUUUUUCCCCCACAUUCUCAUUAUGUUUCUUUUUAUAUUAAUACUGAUUGUGUAGAGCACAGAAAGACAAUAAAGAAUUGAACAUUUU
This is a messenger RNA of Phyllostomus hastatus (greater spear-nosed bat), 1722 nucleotides long. It is a transcript of the gene PPIL4, whose product is annotated as peptidylprolyl isomerase like 4. Gene Ontology annotation, molecular function: peptidyl-prolyl cis-trans isomerase activity; RNA binding. Gene Ontology annotation, cellular component: nucleus. Gene Ontology annotation, biological process: protein peptidyl-prolyl isomerization. The coding region runs from base 56 to 1534 and encodes 492 amino acids. NCBI's taxonomy places the organism in Eukaryota, Metazoa, Chordata, Mammalia, Chiroptera, Phyllostomidae. The record is from RefSeq and is a predicted model, not a curated record. The transcript has 13 exons.